Nematolebias whitei (Rio pearlfish) is the source of this 1563-nucleotide messenger RNA. RefSeq names its product cytochrome P450 2K1-like. The transcript has 9 exons. Gene Ontology annotation, molecular function: iron ion binding; heme binding; oxidoreductase activity, acting on paired donors, with incorporation or reduction of molecular oxygen, reduced flavin or flavoprotein as one donor, and incorporation of one atom of oxygen. Lineage: Eukaryota; Metazoa; Chordata; Actinopteri; Cyprinodontiformes; Rivulidae. Bases 1 to 1524 code for a protein of 507 amino acids. Gene Ontology annotation, cellular component: intracellular membrane-bounded organelle; cytoplasm. The record is from RefSeq and is a predicted model, not a curated record. Gene Ontology annotation, biological process: xenobiotic metabolic process.
AUGGGGGCGCUGAUCUUUUUUCUUCAGUCCUUUAGCCCAGCCUUAGUUUUUGAGGUUGUGGUUUUUCUGUUGCUCUUUUAUUUUUAUUUUUUCAUUUUCUGUUCUAAUAAACACGGACAGGAACCGCCAGGACCAAAGCCCCUUCCUCUGAUCGGCAACCUGCUCCAGCUGGAUCUGAAACAUCUCGACAAAACAUUUGUGGAGUUGUCCAAAAGAUACGGGUCUGUAUUCACGGUCUACAUGGGACCAAGUAAAGUGGUGGUCCUGGCAGGCUACCAGACUGUGAAAGAGGCUUUCGUUAACUACGCUGAGGAGUUUGGAGACAGGGAAGUGCCUCCGGUCGUGAAGGACGCUAACCUGGAUCAUGGGAUUGCAUGGGCAAACGGAGACUCGUGGAAAGAAAUGCGCCGCUUCGCUUUGGCAAACCUGAAAGACUUUGGGAUGGGGAAGAAAGCGUGCGAAGACAAAAUCAUCGAGGAAUGUCAGAACCUCAUUCAGGAGUUUAAAAAGUUCAAAGGUGAACCCUUUGAGAUGACCCAACUCAUGAACUAUACAAUUUCUAACAUAAUCUGUUCCAUGGUGUUUGGAAACCGAUUUGACUAUGAUGAUCCAGAAUUUCAGAUGAUUGUAAACGAAACGAUCAAAGGCUUUGUUCUUUUUGAAUCGCCUGCAGUAAAGUUGUACAACUUCUUCCCAAGAAUUGGUAAAUUGUUGAUCUCAGCCAGGAAACAAACAGUAAAAAUCUUUGAAGCCACCAACAAGCAGCAUUUAAAGCUGAUAAACUGCUUAAGAGAAACCCUCAACCCGCAGAUGUGCAGAGGAGUUGCAGAUGCCUUCAUGGUCCGUCAGCAAAAGGUAAAUCUUAAAGAGUCUGGACUCCCCAACAGUCUCUACCAUGAUGCAAACCUGUUGAUAACCGUCAUGAACCUGUUCACUGGUGGAACUGAAACAUCAUCGUCCACAUUAAGAUGGGCUCUUCUGUUCAUGAUCAAGCAUCCCAAAAUACAAGACAAGGUUCAAGAGGAGCUAAACCGAGUGAUAGGAAGUCGUCAGGCGCAGCUCCGGGACAGGAAGAACCUGCCUUUCACAAACGCCGUCAUCCAUGAGACACAACGGCUAGCCAACAUCGUUCCUUUGGCUCUCUCUCAUAAAACCUCCCAAGACGUCACCUUCCAGGGACAUUUUAUUGAAAAGGGAACAACAGUAAUCCCUCUCCUAACAUCUGUCCUGCAUGAUGAGCAUGAAUGGGAGAAGCCAGAGAGCUUUCAUCCUGCCCACUUCCUGGACAAAGAUGGAAACUUCCUAAAGCGUGAUGCCUUCAUGGUUUUCUCUGCAGGUCGCAGGAUGUGUCCUGGAGAAAGUCUGGCCAAGGCGGAGCUCUUCAUAUUCUUUGCCACGCUCCUGCAGCACUUCCGUUUCACUCCUCCACCUGGAGUUUCAGAGGAGGACCUGGACCAGACUCCUACAGGGGGCUUAAUUCUCAACCCUCCUCCUCAAAAAGUGUGUGCUGUCAGCCAGAUGUAACGAGAAGGCCUGAUGUGGUCAAAGGUUACUGACGCUUCA